Impatiens glandulifera is the source of this 1000-nucleotide messenger RNA. RefSeq names its product transcription factor RAX3-like. The record is from RefSeq and is a predicted model, not a curated record. The coding region runs from base 26 to 1000 and encodes 324 amino acids. NCBI's taxonomy places the organism in Eukaryota, Viridiplantae, Streptophyta, Magnoliopsida, Ericales, Balsaminaceae. The transcript is spliced from 3 exons.
AGAACUGCAUUAGAGAGAGAGAGAGAUGGGGAGAGCUCCUUGCUGUGACAAAGCUAACGUAAAGAAAGGUCCAUGGUCUCCUGAGGAAGAUGCUAGACUCAAGUCAUAUAUUGAGCAAAACGGCACCGGAGGAAAUUGGAUUGCUUUGCCUCAGAAAAUUGGCCUUAAAAGAUGUGGAAAAAGCUGUAGACUGAGAUGGUUGAACUACCUUCGCCCAAAUAUCAAGCAUGGUGGUUUUUCUGAAGAAGAAGAUAACAUAAUUUGCAGCCUCUAUAUAAGCAUUGGAAGCAGAUGGUCGAUUAUUGCGGCUCAACUACCGGGUAGAACAGAUAACGAUAUCAAGAACUAUUGGAACACGAGACUGAAGAAAAAACUCCUUGGGAAGCAGCGCAAAGAACGUGCUGCUCGAAGAGGGAGCACAUCUAAAUUAUCCAAAGAAGAAGCCAAUAAUACUGAGAACUCCAUUACUCCAACCGACAAAACAAAUGGACACGCUCCAUACUGGCCGAAUCAGCUAUCAGCGUUCGCACCCAUACCCUAUUCAAACCAAGAGCCACGAUUCAAUGAUCACGCGUCCAUGAGGAGACUUCUGAUCAAGCUCGGUGGUAGGUUUUCAAACGGUGAGGAUUUUCAAGCCCGGGAUGACACACUUCGUGACUUGCCUUCAUCUUAUGUGCCCUUCGGUUUCCCUAACACUACUCCCCAAGAGAUUACGGUAAACAAUAACAUGAUCAAUGGGGGAGUUAGCGGUUUGAUUCCCUUUCCAUCUGAGUUAGAUGGAAAUGUUGUGUAUGGGAACAACUCACAUAGAUCAUCAGAUGGAUUAGAGUUUUUAUAUGCAGACAUGGUCAACAAUAAUAACAUGAGUUUUCCAAUUGAAAAUGUUAAUGGAGAAGAAGGCAUAAUGGAGUGGCAGCAAGGUGUAAUCAACAGAGAUCCAAACUUUGAGGGCUUCCCACAAGUCUUAGUCGAUGAGAUGAGGUUUCUUAUGGCGAACUAA